CGCGGCCGCGGCAUCGGCCCCGGCGCCCGCGGCCCGCCCCCGCCGCCCCGCGAGAACCAGCUGCGCCAGCGGAACAAAGGGGAGGGGGAGAGGCAUGUUGAGGCCCGGUGGUAACCAGCAACAGCAGCAACAACAGCAGCAACAGCAACAGCAGCAGCAGCCCGGCAUCAUCCAGCAGGCGCUCAACUCGGCGUUCAGCUCCAAUACCACCACGACGACGAGCAGCGGCGGCGGCAUCUUCGGCGGGGGCCAACAGCAACAGCAGGCCUUCAGCGGGCAGCAGCAGUUCGGGCAGAACCAGGGCCGGAUGCAGCACAAGGGCGUGCCGCAGGUGGUGCCCAACGUGAUGAUGGGGCAGAACCAGCAGCAGCAGCCGCAGCAGCAGCAACAGCAGCAACAGCAAGGGCCCAAUCUCAUGCAGAAGCUGAACGAGAUCACGGCGCCCGGUGGUGAUAUCCUGUCGAAGGGGAAAGAACUCAUUUUCAUGAAAUUCGGACUGGGCGGGGGCAAAUAAUAAUUUCUUUUGGUUUAAGUGUAGGUAGCUGUUUUUGGAACCGUUUAACGACGCUGAUUUUUUCGAUGAUGGUUAUAUUGAUACUAAUGUUAUAUCGCUAAAGUGUUCAACGCGAAGCAGCUUAUGUGUGAUGUCGUUUCGAUUUUACGGUUGUUUAUUCAUAUCUAUAUACAAUCUAUGUAAGCUGCAAAUAAUCAUUCAGUAUUAUCAUACUUGUGUAAGGGAGAUAUUUAACUUGGAGGUACUGAGUACAAAAGUGACCAAUAUCAUUACUAGCUGUUACUACUUAUUAUCAUUGAAUUGUUGAAUUUGCUUGCUAUUAUUGUUGAUAUAUAUACUACUUUUAUUGUCACGUGAUGAGCGUAGGCGUACAUACCGGCGGGGGCGGGUGCUGUUAGUAUCAAUCAAAGGGGGGUGGGGUUUU
Molecule: messenger RNA, 938 nt
Organism: Zophobas morio
Lineage: Eukaryota; Metazoa; Arthropoda; Insecta; Coleoptera; Tenebrionidae
Product: ataxin-8-like
Exons: 2
Coding region: 95-514 (139 amino acids)
Source: RefSeq, a predicted model, not a curated record